Messenger RNA from Dibothriocephalus latus, 801 nucleotides. NCBI's taxonomy places the organism in Eukaryota, Metazoa, Platyhelminthes, Cestoda, Diphyllobothriidea, Diphyllobothriidae. The record is from the annotation of a GenBank genome assembly.
AUGUCUACAUCCAAAAAAUAUCGCUGCCUUUUCUGUCUCACCUUUGCCAUCACCUUGCUCCAGUUGGGCCUGACGGCGCCGCUGCCCACGGACUCUGGAAAGGCGACCGAAGAGGGGGGCGGUCUGACGCUGGGGAGUAUUUUGCCGCACGUUAAAUCAAGUACGUCAACUCCAGCGAGCACAACUUCACCAUUACUGGCCUCAACCCAACUUAAAACCACCUCCUCUCCUACCUCUGACGCCGCGAAGAUGACCACAGCACCGUUGACUAAAGCCUGGAAUCCAAGAGAUCUUGUGAAACCGGCCAGCCUCGUUAGAGGAGCUCGGUACCAGACUGAGGAUGGAAAAGAGAGCAAGGGCAAGGGCAAGGCGGCUCACCCUGAAUUGGUACGACGGCCGUACGCCGGCGCUGUAGGCUUCAGGCGCAGGCGAGUCGGCAUUGAUCACCCCCUGCACCGAGGAGUCAUGAGCGAAAGGGAAUUAAAAUGGAGUCUCCUUGAGCUAGAAGCAAUCAGGAAUGGAGAACGAUCGCGAGAGACAAAGGAGCCUCCUCGGCAGCACAGAAGCGAGAAGGACAACGAAGAGUUUCCGGUCCACUCCCAUGGAUGGAAACAGGAGUAUGAAAUGCCGCCCGUAAAGCCGAUGGAUAGCAAGUUUGUUGCACACAAGAUACCCUAUGGCAGGCAGGGACAGCAACCUAUAUUCUACGGCCAUGUUGGGAAACCGAGUAGAACGCCAGAGUUUAGAGAAGAGAUGUUGCAUGACUUUUGGCCCAAAAAACACAUGCAGGAGGAGAAUGCG